Messenger RNA from Abrus precatorius (Indian licorice), 877 nucleotides. Its product is annotated as cysteine-rich and transmembrane domain-containing protein WIH2-like. The record is from RefSeq and is a predicted model, not a curated record. Lineage: Eukaryota; Viridiplantae; Streptophyta; Magnoliopsida; Fabales; Fabaceae. The transcript is spliced from 3 exons. Gene Ontology annotation, cellular component: plasma membrane. Bases 127 to 450 code for a protein of 107 amino acids.
ACAAACAAGUAACCACGUGACGUGUCAUGAUCACGACUUCCAUCGUUCAUUCUCCAACUCUCCUCUUCAAAAUAAUAAAAUAAAUAUCCAAAACUCAAGGCCACACAAACACACACACAACCCACAAUGAGUUAUUACAACCAACAGCAACCGCCCGUCGGAGUUCCACCGCCACACGGUUAUCCACCGGAGGGAUACGGAAAGGACGCACCUCCGCCGCCGGGAUAUCCACCUCCGGGAUAUCCCCCGCCGGGAUACCCACCGCCGGGAUAUCCUCCGCAGCAAGGGUACCCUCCGCCGCCGUACCCAGCGCAGGGGUAUCCUCCGCCCUAUGCGCCUCAAUACGCUCAGCCUCCGCCACCUCAACAACAAAAUUCAUCAGGCCCUGGUUGCUUGGAAGGCUGUUUGGCUGCUCUCUGCUGCUGCUGCCUAUUGGAUGCUUGCUUCUGAGGAGACAUUACUUUAAUUGGACUGAAGUGUGUUUUAGCAUUGAGCUCAAUGACAAGUGUGUUUUAGCAUUGAGCUCAAUGACAAGUGUUUCUAGUUUUUCUCUUUGUUUUACUCCUUGUUCGCUGUUUAUUUCAUAAAUAAUAUGAACAAAUAUUGCUUCCAGAGGUCAAACUACCUGAUUCAGAGCUUCAUGUUUCUCUGAUGGUCCUCCUCAAUCACACCCCGUUAUCAAACCCUAAAUAAUGAGCCACUGGAAAAAGAAAAAAGGAAAAAACACCAAAAUGGGUUCAACUGCAAUUCAUGGCACAUUUUUGUUGCCAGCCUAGCCUGUAACGAAAAUUCCGUUUACUUCUAUUUUUGCAUGUUGUGUUGCAACUCAAUUUGAAUGGACUUUGGUUAUACCUUCAAAGAUCAUGGAGUAAAUCGU